GGCGCCUGCCGUCUAGAAGCAUCUCUGUGGCAGCGUCGAAUACACAGGUGCUCAAACAUGGCAACUGAAAGCAUAGAAAAAGCUCUCCAAACAAUAUGUCAAGGAAACCAAAAGUUUACCUUCAGUAUUUAUAAGAUUCUCUCAGAAGUCAAAGGUAACCUGUUUUUCUCCCCAACAAGCAUGCAGGUAAUUUUAGCUCUUGUACAUCUUGGUGCAAAGGGUAACACUGCUCAGGAGAUUGCAGAUGGCUUAUGUCUUCCAUCUGAUAAGGAGACUAUUGAGAAUGGAUUUAGAGAAUUAACAAAUCGUUUGCAGGGGUCUGAUGACACAGUGCUUGAAGUAGCCAACAAGGUUUAUGCACAAGCAAGUUUUCCAAUUAAAGAAGAGUUCAGAGCAUCUGCUGCAAAAUUUUUCGCUGAAGCUGAAGAAGUUGAUUUUAUCAAUGAAACAGAGAAAUCUAGAGUAAAAAUCAAUGAGUGGGUAGAGAACAAGACAAACAAAAAGAUAACAGAGUUGUUCCCUGGAGGUUCUUUGAGCCAGAUUACUUGCCUGGUGCUUGUAAAUGCAAUUUACUUUAAAGGCCUGUGGGAUAUUCCAUUCAUGAAAGAUGACACAUCCCCCAUGCCUUUCCAUGUUUCUGCAACUAAGAAGAAAACUGUAGAUAUGAUGAAACUAAAGAAAAACUUAAUGUAUACAGAGGCAAAACAUCUUGAAGCUCAAGUUCUGAAGCUCAAUUACAAGGGGGGGCAGUUGAGCAUGGUGAUACUCCUGCCAAAGAAGAAUAAUGGUCUUAAGAAAUUAGAAGCAAAGCUUGCAUCUUUGAAUCUAGCUGAUAUUCUGGACAAAAUGUAUGAAGUUAAAGUGGAGGUCUACUUACCAAAAUUCAAACUGGAACAGAAAAUAGACCUGAGAGAUACUUUGGAGAAACUUGGUAUGAAGACUAUGUUUGAUCCAUGUAAAGCAGAUCUCACGGGUAUAAGUGACUCACAACCUGGCCUUGUUGUUAGCCACAUCUUGCACAAAGCUUUCAUAGAAGUAAAUGAGGAAGGCACUGAAGCUGCAGCAGCAACUGGUGCUGACAUGGUUGCAACGUCUCUGCGAACAACUAUACCUCGCCCUGUUGUGUUCAAAGCUGAUCAUCCAUUCCUGUUUCUGCUCAUAAGUAUUGUUAACAAAGCUAUCCUUUUUAUUGGAAGAGUUCAGGAUGUAGAAUCAAGCAAUCCAGAAGUUCUGGGCCCUACCAGUAGCUGUCAGUAUCUGUGACAUGGGUCCCUGUAAGAUCAUGAGCAAUAGUCCUCACCAAGAGACUUUUGGUUAAGCACAAGAAAACCUCUUGCGGUUGAGUUUGUAAACCGACUGCUGCAGCUCACUUAACUGCUAUAAUGCUGCUUUGACAAUGGGUGUAAAUCUGCAUUUUUAUAAUAACUGUCAAUUUUCAAGACCUGUUGCUAUGGUUCAACUGGCCAUGUAUCUCAGAUGGUGAUUGGCAGUUACGAAUACUGGAAGAAGAAGUCAAGACAGUCUUUUGAAUGUAAUGAUGAACUUCACAAAUUAAACUGAUACAGAGUGUGUAUUACAAAUAGUGGUAUAAGACUGCACUACAAAAACACAUGCAAGACUGAGAGCAAACUGAGAGCCAAGAGGCUUUUGCCUUGUCACUUGAAUACAAUACCAGUAAUGAUUUACAUAAUAUACCAUUAUUACAAAACAUCUUUUUCCUCAAAUUACAGUUAAACUUUAUAUGUUUUCUUGUCAGUUUUGUGUGGCAUAAAUUGCAAAAUUGUAUAAAUAGUUUCUUCAGGUAAUAAUAUUACAAACUGUACAAAUAAUCCUUGGCAAAUUAU
Schistocerca piceifrons (Central American locust) is the source of this 1844-nucleotide messenger RNA. RefSeq names its product serpin B6-like. The coding region runs from base 58 to 1263 and encodes 401 amino acids. Gene Ontology annotation, molecular function: serine-type endopeptidase inhibitor activity. The record is from RefSeq and is a predicted model, not a curated record. The transcript is spliced from 10 exons. NCBI's taxonomy places the organism in Eukaryota, Metazoa, Arthropoda, Insecta, Orthoptera, Acrididae.